Messenger RNA from Drosophila mojavensis, 2001 nucleotides. RefSeq lists its product as uncharacterized. The coding region runs from base 842 to 1873 and encodes 343 amino acids. NCBI's taxonomy places the organism in Eukaryota, Metazoa, Arthropoda, Insecta, Diptera, Drosophilidae. The transcript has 4 exons. The record is from RefSeq and is a predicted model, not a curated record.
AUAUAUGUGCGUCACAUCCAUAGACAAAUCAACAUCGCAAAUUUGCAAACACGUCUGCUAUGUUAUUUACUAAAACAGAAAUUAGGUCAGUGGCCUAUUUUCGCUACCCACGGACCAAUGGAAAUGGCAAACCCUGACGUUGACCGGGGAAUUGGGACGCGGCGCUAAUCGGGCAAAUCGUUCGCAAAUGCUCUUGAUUUUGCACAACUUUCAUUGUUAAUUUUUUGGCAGCGUCGGCGCCGGCGUCGACGUUGCCGUCGGCAGUGACUGAGACAGAGACAAGAUAGAGACAGAGACAGCAAGAGAGAGACAACGAGAGUAUAACAUUAGCGAUAUGAAUUUCAUGGAAUUUGCAAAGUUUCGCGCGGUUUAGCGUUUAUCACCACAUCCCACAACAUCCACUUGUCGCUGCACACUGGGCGUUGGGUCAUUGGGCACGUGCUGCCGCCGAGCGAAAGCAGCGAUGCGCAGCUGAACUCGCCCCAAGAGCCUGAACUGCGACCCUGGCGCGUAGAAAUGAGAAAGUGUCCCUGCCCAAUGGAGCUGGCGACGCUGAGUUUCAUUUAAAGCGAAUCGCAGACAUCGUGCAUAUGCAAUAAGAAUAUCAGUAAUAAUGCAAAUAAGAAUAACAUAAUGCACAACAACAGCAGCAGCACUAACAACAACAACAACAGCAUCAACAACCUGAGCUGAGCUUUAGAUCUUGGGUAUAAAACGUGUGGGUCGCUGCGAUGUCAAUUCAAACGUUUAACGAGCUCAGAGCAGCACGCGACCGAUAAGACGAGCCCCCCCAGUAACAUCAUACAUUGUAUAUAAAAAUAUUGUAAUCAAGCAUUUAACAAUGCACGCCAGCAAAUUAGUGUUGUCUCUGGUGUUGACGCUGCUGUGCUGUCAGGGCCUGUUGGCAGCUUGUGUCUGCUCGGAGAAGGGCACCGAUUUCUGUCAGAGCUGCCAGGGACCGACGAUAGUGCGACCGCGGCCCCGCUACUAUGAGCCCAGCGAGGUGAACUUGUCGCCCAUCGGCGACAAUUGCUGGUGCAGCAAGCAGUUGAUCGAGCCCGCCCAGCUACCGAAGACCUGCGGCAAAGUACGUGAGCUCUUUCAAUAUGUGCACGCAUUUAACAAUCUGUUGAGCCGCCGCAUGCUUGAGGGCGCCAUCGAGGCCAAGACAUUGGCGGCACAGCGUCUGGCCGAGCGGCUGCAGCGCUUGGAGCAAGCCGACUGCCACAAGAGGCGUGCCCCACCAUGCAAACCCACCUGCGGCUGUCAGAAGUGCCAAGAUAGCAGCUACGCCAGCUCCAGCAGCAGCAGCAGCAGCAGCAGCAGCUCCACAUACGAUAACAUUGGCUAUGCGGCCGAGAAGUCGAGGGAUGAUAGCCCACCGGCUGAUCCCAUCAGCGUCAGCCUGGCCGUCCAGGCGGGCAAGGCUAUCAAUGUGCCCGAGGCCAAGCUGUCCUAUGGAUUCGCACAGAAGCCCGUGGAUGGACAACAGAAAAUCUUCUUCUCCAAUGUGCCCGAGGAAAAUCUGUUUAAGCUGAAGAGCGAUGUCAUCACACUGAAGAAGCGCAACUAUGUGGCCAAAGAAGAGGAAGAGGAGGAGUACAUAGAGGAAGAAGAGGAGCAAGCCGCCGAGAGUGACGAAGCGGCGCCGCAAUUGACAUACAAGCAGCUUGGCUACAUAACCGAACAAUUCAAGAAUCCCAAAUUCAAGAAAAUCAUCUCAUCCAAAUCCAGCUACAGCUCCAGCUCAGGCAGUGAAGGCUACGGCAAGGUGGGUGGCAAAGUUUCGGUCGACUGCGGCUUCAAGCCCGGUCGCGUCGCCCCCUAUCGCAGUGCCCGUCGCCAGGAGCUGGAUAGUGGCAGCUACUAUUAGGUAGUAAGAGCAGAGUCUGUAAAUAAUUGUAUAUGAAUAGGGAUGGAUACAAUGAUGAUGUAUGAUGUAUGUAUGUUUUAGUUAGCGUUUACAAUUUAUUUAAAAUACACGAUCCUUUUUAACAGUUA